Messenger RNA from Limulus polyphemus (Atlantic horseshoe crab), 2133 nucleotides. Its product is annotated as dedicator of cytokinesis protein 3-like. The record is from RefSeq and is a predicted model, not a curated record. Gene Ontology annotation, biological process: small GTPase-mediated signal transduction. Gene Ontology annotation, molecular function: guanyl-nucleotide exchange factor activity; small GTPase binding. The transcript has 13 exons. Gene Ontology annotation, cellular component: cytoplasm; plasma membrane. Bases 26 to 1600 code for a protein of 524 amino acids. Lineage: Eukaryota; Metazoa; Arthropoda; Merostomata; Xiphosura; Limulidae.
UCGGCAGGAUUUGUUGGAGGUCUUCAUGUGGCACCUUCAGGAUCAUAUGUCCCAUCAGCAAGAGUUGCGUCUGUGUUCUGACCUGCUUGGUGAAAUUCUUACCUUUCUGUAUCAAGAGAAAGACCAACGGCAACAGAGUCAAAAUUUGAAUGGAAUCAGUGCCUUAAGUUUUUCUGACAAUUCAGUAACCCAAGAGGCAGAUAUUUUGGUCAUUGGCAUCCUGGAAACUCUCAUCCGCAGUGUAAGAGACAUUGACAGGACAUCCACUGUUGUUGGUCCUAUGGUUGCAAAUUUAGUGGCUUUACUUCGUUUAAUGGAAGAACGACACUACUUACAUCUGUGGAAGAAGUUUGAUGACAGGUGUCAGAUUAGGGAUCGCAAGAAAUUAAAAGAUUUUCUACUUCAAGUAUUUCUUGUGUUUCGGGAUCUUGUAAAACAAGAUGUAUUUCCUCGAGACUGGGUUGUUAUGAAGAUGGUUACCAAUCAUGUUGCACUAUGUGCUUUGCAAGAAUUUUCUCAACCACUGACAGUUGAUUUUUUGGAAAAUGGAUCAUUUGAUGCUCAGCUAUGGAGUAACUAUUUUACCCUUGCUGUUGCCUUCCUCACUCAACCUUCCCUGCAGUUGGAAACAUUUCUGGAAUCUAAACGAGAUAAGAUCUUGGAGAAGUAUGGAGACAUGCGAGUGUUGAUGGGUUUCCAGAUUCUUUCCAUGUGGGAUAAACUAGGAGAACAUAAAGUGUGCUUUAUUCCUGCUAUGGUUGGACCAUUUCUAGAAGUAACACUUGUUCCAGAAACUGAGUUAAGAAAAGCUACCUUACCUAUUUUUUUUGAUAUGAUGGAAUGUGAGCAGAAGACUCGAGGAAACUUUAAACAGGUGGAGUCUGAACUCAUUGACAAAUUAGACAUUCUAGUCAGUGAAAAUAAAGGAGAUGAUGAAUACAGACAGCUGUUUAACACUAUGGAACACUUGAGUGCAGUACUCCUUGAGAAAGUUCGAUCAAAUGACCCAGUGUGGAGAAAAAAUGGUAUUGCAUUCAUCAAUUCAAUUACCAGGUUACUAGAAAGACUUCUAGAUUACAGGAAUGUGAUGGAGGGUGAAGAGAAUCGAGAUAAACGAAUGAGUUGUACAGUUAACCUGCUGAACUUCUACAAGAAUGAGAUCAAUAGGAAGGACAUGUAUAUUCGUUAUAUUUACAAACUAUGUGAUCUUCAUCUGCCUGCUGAGAACUACACUGAGGCUGCCUUUACACUGAAGUUACAUGCAGAUUUAUUGUCGUGGUCAAACUGUUCUCUUCCAGGUGAUCAAAGAUACAGAGAGCAACCAGAGUGGCAGAGAAAAGAAGCUCUUUAUUUGAAAAUCAUUGAAUAUUUUGACAAAGGAAAGUGCUGGGAAGAAGGAACUCCUCUCUGUAAAGAACUGGCUGAAUUGUAUGAAAAGAAACUUUUUGAUUAUGCUAGGCUAAGUUCAAUCCUGAAAACUCAGGCAAAGUUUUUGGACAAUAUCCUUAGCCAGUUGCGUCCAGAACCAGAGUAUUUUCGAGUUGGAUUUUAUGGAAUAGGCUUUCCUCUGUUUCUACGGGUAAAGUUAAGAUUAGCUUAAAAUUCAUUGUUUUCAUAUGGUAUUUUUUCUGCUGCUGAAGAUUUUUAAUGAGUAGAUUCCAUUUCAGUUAUUUUAAUGAAUAAAAUUGGUAUGUUAUGGAUGUACAUAUAAUUCAAGUUAUAUGCAUCAGUUUUCAUUUUUGGUUAAGAAUUUAUCAUUGUAUCUGUAGUUUUUAUACAUUAUUAUUGUUAAUGAAAGUAAUACACCCUUCAAACAACAAUUAUUUACUAUUGCAAAAAACAAAUAUGUUUGGCUAUAUGUUUUGAUCACAUUUAUUUGGGGUCAUCAUCAUCAUGCAGAAUGAAAAUAGAGAACUGUAUAUGUACAUUUAAAAAAAUUGUAUGUAUAUAUAUAAGCUCAGUGUACAACAUAAAUAUAUAAAACAAUAUACAAAAUAUAUUGUUAAUAGAUACAUAUGUUUAUACAAUGUUAACCAUUUGGUUACUGCCUUCUUACAUUGUAAGAAGGUAAUGUUGCUCUCGUCAUAUUUCAUUCCAAAAAUAAAAAUAGUGGAUGAAAUUUGACAAGAACAU